Xyrauchen texanus (razorback sucker) is the source of this 3044-nucleotide messenger RNA. RefSeq names its product tumor necrosis factor receptor superfamily member 19L-like. Lineage: Eukaryota; Metazoa; Chordata; Actinopteri; Cypriniformes; Catostomidae. The record is from RefSeq and is a predicted model, not a curated record. Bases 170 to 1363 code for a protein of 397 amino acids. Gene Ontology annotation, biological process: apoptotic process. The transcript has 11 exons.
AUUUUGGAUGGCACACAGCUCAUCUAUGCGGUUCUUCGCCGGCUCCUCUCUCUCUCUCUCUUUCUUUGUCUAAUUAUAGAUCACAUCAGCCAGACCAUGAUUAUAGCACUCUUAUGAUUUCAAUGUAAAAAAACAGAUUACAUGAGUAUAGAGGAACAUCUUGAAGACGAUGAAGAACCACCUUUACUGCUCAGCUCCUGUCUGUCUCAUCCUGCUGGAGUUAUGGGGGACAAUAGCGGCGCAGUGUCAAUGGGAAGAGGGCUGUGUUUGUCCACUCUGUCCUGCUGGAAAGGAGCCUACCAUGGCUUGUGGGAAAGCUGAGGGUCCCGGUGUGACUGAAUCAUGCCGUAUUUGCCCACCAGGCAGCUUCUCAGAUGCUCCUAACACUAAGCCGUGCCGCCCACAUACCUCCUGCAGAGAACUCAACCGUUGGACCCUCACCGCACCGACCUCACAUUCUGACACCAUGUGUGGAGGAUGUCUUCCUGGGUUUCACCCUGCUGCUACACGGAAGACCUCAACCUUCCAUGCCUGCGUCAGGAAGCUAGACAGUCGGCGCAAACGUAACGUUGGUAAGAGCACCCCCAGCAGGUCUGGAGUGGGAAGUGCAAACUCCACCAGCAUUCACGGUCCUGAGGAGAAGAGCACUGAGUAUGCUGUGUUUGCACUGGUGCCUAUCUUCUGCAUGAUGGGACUGCUGGGGAUUUUCAUCUGCAACCUACUGAAGAAGAAGGGCUUCCGCUGCAACGCCGAAAAAGAGGCCUUGGACGAAGAGUCUGCCACCCCACAGAAAGAAGGAAAUGCUUGUCCGUAUGUUAUCGAUGACUCCAAUGAAGAUACAAUCAGCGUUCUGGUUCGACUCAUCACAGAGAAGAAAGAAAACGCAGCUGCUCUGGAAGAACUGUUGCUGGAAUAUGAGAAUAAAGAGAUGGCUGUGAACAAAAGCUCAUCUAUCAAGUUUCCAGCUCUUCCUAAUUUUUCACAGUUCCGCUCAUUGCCAAGGCUGUGUACCCACCAGCAUCAUUUGCACACUAUAAACGGGCUGGCAUCUCGCUCUGGGCUCUGCUGUUCCCGCUGCAGCCAGAAGAAAUGGCCCGAACUGCUGCUACCCGCCGAUACUCACAAAGGCCCUACUAACCUGGUCAAGGACCCCUUGCCCGACGACGUCACUGUACUGUCUGUUGGAAGGUUCCAAGUUGCUCAGAUCCAGGAAAUUAAGUCUGCUUCCAAGGAAGUGACCCGGACGGAAUCGAGCGAUACAGACUCUGUAGACAGUGGCCACACUGACUCCGUGGAAGACAGGUCCCUGUUGGGUGUGUCCUCUUCCUGUAACUCCGCCUCCUCAAAAGCAGACAGAAGGUGAACAUAUGAAAGAAUAAAGGAGGACAUCCAUUGAAGUGACACUACCUCCUUGAGGAUGACAUCAUCGGCAGUGGACACAUCAGGGCAGAUAUGUUCCGGUGAUGUCAGUGUUCAUGCCCUUGUGGAGCCUUGGAAUUCAAGACCUUUGGAAACAUUUGUAUUUAUUGCAAAAGUCAUAGAACUAUUUUAAUUUAUUGAAUAAUAAAAAAAUGAUCUCUGUCUCUGCUAUCAGAUAAUAAGAGACAGUAUGGUAAUAAGAUGUCUUAAGUACGGCCUUGUCCGCUAAGUUGCACAAAGCGCUGCUGACAGAAGCCGCCUUUUCACUGAUGCAAAUGUCUCAAUUCGCCCCAAUUGCGGAAGUAAUAAUGAACUUUCAAUGAGUUUGCGAAGCCGUCUUUUCACCCGUACAGACCUGCAAUGUUUGUGUUUGCUUCUCUAGUGAAGGAGCAUGACAGCAAGAGCUUUUACUCUCCAUUUAUUGACCAGUGUUGGGGGAAUGAAUAGUGAAUUAAUAACUGAUAACACUUUUGGAAGGAUUUCCCAAGGCUACAGUGUUAAACAAUGUAAUUCAUGAUUUAUGGAUUAUUUAUUUUUAUUCAUAACUGUCCACUGAGCAAGCAUUAGUAUAAAGUUUCACAAAAAACAUUUACAGUUUUAACUGGAAUACAUCUCAUCCGGUUGGACGAUCGCACACUGUCUUGUCACACAAUAUUUCAAAUCGGAUCUGAAAAAACAAAUAAGUAGAUCAGAUGACAUGCCGUCUAUUGUCUGGCAUUUGUCAUUAGCUGUGAAACACACUUGACACACUGAACAAACAGCAAUCGGAACAAUGACACAUAGUUUGAAAACAUUAACAAGUAUUAUGAGAAACUCUGUAAGACUGAUCUACAUGUCUUUGUCAUUUUUUUUUAUUUUUAUUGUUUUGUUAGCAUUUUAUUUUGGGUUUGUUUUUUGUUUUGUUUUUAGGAUUUUACAUGGGUGGUAUAUGUACAAUCAUGGUCAAAGGUUUGCAAACACAUUGUUUUGUUUAAAUAAAAAAAUAUCCUAAAAUAUCUGAAACCAUUUUUAAUUUCACAUAUAUCAUUUAAAAGUUGAUGUCCAUGAGCAUUUUUUAAAUCAGUCUAUGUACAGGGGAAAGUGUAUAUGUUAGGUACUGAUCAGCAUUUUUUGCCUUUACUUUAUCAUUUGCAAUGGUCCAUUUAGCUUAUUUAACGGGCGGCUGUGGCUCAGGUGGUGUAGCGGGUCGGCCACUAAUCGCAGGGUUGGCGGUUCGAUUCCUGGCCCACAUGACUCCACAUGCCGAAGUGUCCUUGGGCAAGACACUGAACCCCAAGUUGCUCCCAAUGGCAGGCUAGCGCCUUGCAUGGUAGCUCUGCCGUCAAUGGUGUGUGAAUGGGUGAAUGAGUCACAGUGUAAUGUGCUUUGAAUACCGCUAAGGUUAAAAAGGCGCUAUAUAAGUGCCGAACAUUUACCAUUUAAUUGUACAAUGUAAAUUUGUUUUAAAGUACAAAUAUAGGCUACAAUCAUAAUAAUUAUCAUUAUUACUGUGUGCAUAUAUGAAUUGGUAAAAAAAAAUGACUGUUUAAAAUAGUUUUACACUAAAGUAUGUGGUGUCUAAAAUUCUGAGACCAAAAGUGAAAAUGCCUUUAUUUUGCAUUGUUCUAAUUUAGAGCUGUAAUUUC